AAUCCUAAAAGGAGCCAUGAAGUGUUAAACGGUAGAAACAGAGAGAGCGGCGCUCAGACACCCGCACGCUGGGAGAGAGGGAGGAAACAGCGCUGCUCCAAUGCGUCUGUGCAACACAGACUGAAGAGAGAGAGAAAAAAACUUAUCGACUCACAAAACCAGAACCUGCGCUGCGCAAUUAGUGCGAGAGAACUCACUUUUCCUUCUGUUUUGAAGAAAAUAAAUAAAGAAAUCAAGCUGGCUCAGUGCGUGUCUCAGCAGCCUACUUUGACAGGUGCUCCUCACCCCCUUUGGAGGACUGUCAACAGCAAGAGGAUGGCAUCAGAGCUGGCAAUGAGCAACUCCGACCUGCCCACCAGUCCCCUGGCCAUGGAAUAUGUUAAUGACUUCGAUCUGAUGAAGUUUGAAGUGAAAAAGGAGCCGGUGGAGCCCGAUCGCAGCAUCAACCAGUGCAGCCGCCUGGUCGCCGGGGGAUCCCUAUCUUCCACCCCGAUGAGCACGCCUUGCAGCUCGGUCCCCCCCUCUCCAAGCUUCUCGGCGCCCAGUCCGGGAUCAGGGAGCGAACAGAAGACGCACUUGGAGGAUUUCUACUGGAUGACCGGGUACCAGCAGCAGCUGAACCCCGAGGCUCUGGGCUUUAGCCCAGAGGACGCCGUAGAGGCGCUGAUCAGCAGCAGUCACCAGCUCCAAACCUUCGACGGCUAUGCCAGAGGGCAGCAGUUCGGCGGAGCAGCCGGGGCAGGAGGCGCCAUGGCCGGGGAGGAGAUGGGAUCAGCGGCCGCCGUGGUGUCUGCGGUCAUCGCCGCUGCCGCGGCCCAGAACGGGACUCCCCACCACCACCACCAUCACCACCACCACCACCACACAGGGGCACACCAUCCCUCCUCCGGGUCCCAGUCCGGCGGCGGCGCGGGGGGCAACCACCAGCACCUGCGCCUGGAGGAGCGCUUCUCGGACGAGCAGCUGGUCACCAUGUCGGUGCGGGAACUGAACCGGCAGCUCCGGGGGGUCAGCAAGGAAGAGGUGAUCCGUCUGAAACAGAAGAGGAGGACACUAAAGAACAGAGGCUAUGCGCAGUCCUGUCGGUACAAGCGCGUCCAGCAGCGGCACGUCCUGGAGGGGGAGAAGACGCAGCUCAUGCAGCAGGUGGACCACCUCAAGCAGGAGAUCUCCCGGCUGGCCAGGGAGAGGGACGCCUACAAGGAGAAAUACGAGAAGCUGAUCAGCACCGGCUUCAGAGAAAACGGAGGCUCCAGCAGCGACAACAACCCUUCAUCUCCGGAGUUUUUCAUGACGUCAAGAAAAUUCCUCCAUCUGUGAUAGAGAGCUGUGCUUUCUUGGCCCCACCAGCCUGGAGACUGCGAUAUUAUGACACUGGAAUGCUGUUUUAUGAACAACCUACGGCACCUGGACUGCCAUGAAGCACAAUGUCUCAAAAGCGACUCGCCCUCCCAGCGGCUUCAGGACGACCCAACC
Molecule: messenger RNA, 1476 nt
Organism: Poeciliopsis prolifica (blackstripe livebearer)
Lineage: Eukaryota; Metazoa; Chordata; Actinopteri; Cyprinodontiformes; Poeciliidae
Product: transcription factor Maf-like
Exons: 3
Coding region: 316-1320 (334 amino acids)
Biological process (GO): regulation of transcription by RNA polymerase II
Cellular component (GO): nucleus
Molecular function (GO): RNA polymerase II cis-regulatory region sequence-specific DNA binding; DNA-binding transcription factor activity, RNA polymerase II-specific
Source: RefSeq, a predicted model, not a curated record